UAUACCUAGUCUCGCUGCCUUGUUUUCCCAUUUCUCACUCAUUUCCAUUAUUAUCCAGACGAAUUGAUUUUAAUAUAUUUCAUGGCAAUGAAGCAAAAAUUCCACAUAGCCAUUCUCCCAAGUCCCGGGAUUAGCCACCUAAUCCCAUUCGUCGAGUUCGCCAAACGUCUUCUUCUACAAAACAACAACUUCCACGUCACUUGCAUAAUACCCAACAAUGGCCCUCCAUCCAAGGCCACAAAAGCCAUUGUUGAGUCCCUUCCAACCUCCAUCGACUCCAUUUUUCUUCCUCCAGUCAGCUUUAACGACUUUCCCAAUGGUAUCGUACCUAUACUUCAGAUUAUCCUCACUAUGUCUCGCUCGCUUCCAUCUCUUCGACAUGUUUUGGAGUCUUUGGUGUCCAAAGCCCACUUGUCUGCUUUCCUCACCGAUUUGUUUGGAACUGAUACAUUAGAUGUUGCUAAGGAAUUCAAUAUCCCUGCCUUCAUUUUCUUUCCUUCACCGGCUACGGUUUUGUCCUUGUUUUUGAUGGCUCCAAAGCUGGACGUGACAGUUCCCUGCGAGUUUAGAGAUCUGCCGGGACCGAUGGAGAUUCCCGGAGCCAUACCCAUCCGUGGUAAAGAUCUUCCCGAACCUUUUCAAAACAGGAAAAGCGAAAUUUAUAAAUGCUUUCUAAACCUCGCGAAACGGCUCACUGAAGUGGAGGGUAUUAUGGUAAAUACAUUCACGGACAUGGAGUUUGGAGCUAUAAAAGCUAUGCAACAUCAAAAAGGAGAACCAAAUUGUAUUAUUAGUCCGCCGGUUUAUCCAAUUGGACCGAUUAUUCAAACCGGUUCAAGUAGUGAUGACCAUGGGUCAGAAUGUUCAACCUGGUUAGACAAUCAGCCAUGUGGCUCGGUCCUAUAUGUCUCGUUCGGAAGCGGUGGGACCCUCUCUACUGAACAGCUGAAGGAGCUGGCUUUGGGUUUGGAAAUGAGUGGACAAAAGUUCUUGUGGGUUGUCAGAAGAUCGAACGAGCUUCCCAGUGCUGCUUAUCUUAAUAGUCAACUAAGUCAAGGCGAUUUUGACCCUUCUGAGGUUUUACCAAAUGGGUUUUUGGGGAGGACUAAGGGACAGGGACUUGUGGUUGCAUCAUGGGCACCACAAAUUGAAAUCCUUAGGCAUGGCUCAACCGGUGGGUUCCUAACCCACUGUGGUUGGAACUCCACGCUUGAAGGUGUCAUGUUUGGUAAACCGCUAAUUGCUUGGCCACUCUUUGCCGAGCAAGAAAUGAAUGCAGUAAUGCUGGUGGAGGUUCUGAAAGUGGCAUUGAGACCAAAAGCUAGUGAAAGUGGGUUAAUUGGACGCGAGGAAAUUGUCAAAGUUGUUAAGGGUCUAAUUGAAGGGGAAGAGGGGAAGAGGCUUGGACAACGUAUGAAUGACUUGAAAGAUGCAGCCAACAGGGCACUGAGCAAAGAUGGAUCAUCCACGAGGGCACUCUCUGAAUUAGCAUCCAAGUGGCAAAAUCUGGAAGCUAGCAAGUAAUGCUGUAACCGGUGUCAUUUUUAAUAUUUUGUUUUGUUUUCUUUGUCCUUUCAUAUUUUGUUUCUCUUUCUCUGUUUCUCGUUUAUAUUAUUUUGUCUAAACGAGAUGUAUUGUUGUAUCAUGGAUUUAAUUUUUGAGUAUGUUGCAUAAUAUUGGUGCUC
This is a messenger RNA of Ziziphus jujuba (common jujube), 1685 nucleotides long. RefSeq names its product hydroquinone glucosyltransferase-like. The transcript has a single exon. NCBI's taxonomy places the organism in Eukaryota, Viridiplantae, Streptophyta, Magnoliopsida, Rosales, Rhamnaceae. Gene Ontology annotation, molecular function: UDP-glycosyltransferase activity. The record is from RefSeq and is a predicted model, not a curated record. The coding region runs from base 82 to 1524 and encodes 480 amino acids.